Tupaia belangeri chinensis (Chinese tree shrew) is the source of this 894-nucleotide messenger RNA. RefSeq names its product small nuclear ribonucleoprotein polypeptide A' (gene SNRPA1). The record is from RefSeq and is a predicted model, not a curated record. Gene Ontology annotation, biological process: mRNA splicing, via spliceosome. Lineage: Eukaryota; Metazoa; Chordata; Mammalia; Scandentia; Tupaiidae. Gene Ontology annotation, molecular function: protein binding; U2 snRNA binding. Gene Ontology annotation, cellular component: U2 snRNP.
GGUAUAAAAUUCCUGUCAUUGAAAAUCUCGGUGCUACCUUAGACCAAUUCGAUGCUAUUGACUUUUCUGACAAUGAGAUCCGGAAACUGGAUGGAUUUCCUUUGUUGAGAAGGCUGAAAACGUUAUUAGUGAACAACAACAGAAUAUGCCGUAUAGGUGAGGGGCUUGACCAGGCCCUGCCCUGCCUGACAGAGCUCAUUCUCACCAAUAACAGCCUUUUGGAACUGGGUGAUCUGGACCCCUUGGCGUCUCUCAAAUCCCUGACGUAUCUAAGUAUUCUGCGGAACCCUGUGACAAACAAGAAGCAUUACAGACUCUACGUGAUCUACAAAGUGCCACAAGUCAGAGUGCUGGAUUUCCAGAAAGUGAAGCUAAAAGAGCGUCAGGAAGCAGAGAAAAUGUUCAAGGGCAAACGGGGUGCACAGCUUGCAAAGGAUAUUGCCAGGAGAAGCAAAACUUUUAAUCCAGGUGCUGGCUUGCCGACUGACAAGAAGAAGGGCGGGCCUUCCCCGGGGGACGUGGAGGCCAUCAAGAACGCCAUAGCGAAUGCAUCGACUCUGGCCGAAGUGGAGAGGCUGAAGGGCUUGCUGCAGUCUGGUCAGAUACCCGGCAGAGAACGCAGAUCAGGGCCCACUGAUGACGGCGAAGAAGAGAUGGAAGAGGACACCGUCGCGAACGGGUCCUGAGCGGUGCGUCAGCCGGGUGAUGACAGCCCUCCUCGGGGCGAGUCUUGCGUUUCCAGCAUGGAGUAGCCACGUCUGUGUCGGCACAGCGCAGCCCAGCGGCAUGGUCGGAGUGCUUAUGGGUGCUGCGGGUCACCUUGUAAUAUACCCUUGGAAGGCUACCUGUCCGUUUUCUACACAUUCGAAAAAUAAAGGCCACUCAGUGCGCCAG